Messenger RNA from Caenorhabditis remanei, 957 nucleotides. RefSeq lists its product as uncharacterized. The coding region runs from base 1 to 957 and encodes 318 amino acids. Gene Ontology annotation, biological process: positive regulation of response to oxidative stress. Gene Ontology annotation, cellular component: membrane. The record is from RefSeq and is a predicted model, not a curated record. Gene Ontology annotation, molecular function: chondroitin 4-sulfotransferase activity. The transcript has 7 exons. Lineage: Eukaryota; Metazoa; Nematoda; Chromadorea; Rhabditida; Rhabditidae.
AUGGGAUCACCGGCGCCAAAGUAUUUUUGGAUUGUCGUGACGUUUUCGGUAUCAUUGAGUGUCUACGGGUAUUUCUAUUUUCAAAGUCAUUAUACAGUUUAUGUCGAUGGACACGCUGUAAAUUUCCCGGGAGUGGAAGACUUUAUUCAACCGUUCAUAAGUUAUUUUCCUGAAACUUUUGCUGUUCCAGAUAAAAAAUUAAUUUCAUGUGGAAUUCCAAAAUCAAUGUCUCAAUUGACAAUCAAUAUAAUGUGUUUAUUGUAUGAUGAAGACAGUUUUAGAGCUGAACAUAACAGUUUGAGCGACAAUUGGUUAAAUACAACUCAUAGAUAUUGCUUAGAUAAAAGUGAGUUCCGAAAACCAACACCUCAACUGUUGAAUGACAACGAGACUGCACGGUUUGUUUUCAUUCGAGACCCGAUCCACAGAUUUGUUUCAUUGUAUUUAGAAAAGUGCUUUGGAACGGACUUAUAUUGUUUUGAUUGUGACGGCAACAUGAGAUGUUUCAUACAAAUAAUGUAUGAUGAAUUGAAAAAAAUUCAGAACUAUCGACAUGAAUUCCAGAAAUCUCCCGUCGUACCCAUUGUACAACAUGCUGCUCCUCUUUCUUGGAAUUGCAAGUUCGAUCAAGACCUAAAAAAAUGGCAUUUGCUGAUGAUAGGCUCAGAUUUUGAGGAAAGGAAAUCUUCGAUUUCACAUUUAACCAAUAUUUUGAGAAGACAAGGAAUUAACGAAAGUUUAGUGGAGAAAAUUCAAAAUGAUUCUUUAGUUGGUGAAACCCCUCAUUCCACCCAUACUUCUCCUCGUCGAGUCGAAGCUGAACGACAAGUACGUGAAGACCCAUUUAUUAGAGAUUUACUGCACAAAAUGUAUUUCUUCGAUUACCUGAUAUUCCCUUUCAAACGGGACGGUUUGGACGAAAAGUAUCGGACAAAUUUCUGGACUAUUCCAAAGUAA